AGAUUCUGGUGACGUAAAAUCGUUCUGGCGGGUACUAGUGGCGCGUUGAUCACUUUCAUAACAACAGGCUGUCCGCGGUAGCAGCUGAGAAGCCGAAGACCUCGACUAUGCACGUGAUCAAGCGAGAUGGACGCCAGGAGCGUGUCAUGUUUGACAAAAUCACAUCACGCAUCCAGAAACUUUGCUAUGGACUCAACUCUGACUUUGUUGAUCCUACUCAGAUCACCAUGAAGGUGAUUCAGGGCCUUUACAAUGGCGUCACCACAGUAGAGCUGGACACCCUGGCUGCUGAGAUCGCUGCCACCCUCACUACCAAACACCCUGACUAUGCUAUCCUGGCAGCCCGCAUCGCUGUCUCCAACCUGCACAAAGAGACUAAGAAAGUCUUCAGUGAGGUAAUGGAGGACCUCUAUAACUAUGUGAAACCCCUGAACGGUCGACACUCGCCUAUGAUUUCCAAGGAAACCCUUGACAUUGUCUUAGCCAACAAAGAUCGUCUCAACUCAGCCAUCAUUUUUGACCGGGAUUUCUCUUACAACUUCUUUGGCUUCAAGACAUUGGAGCGCUCAUAUCUGCUUAAGAUUGAUGGAAAAGUUGCCGAGCGGCCUCAGCACAUGCUUAUGAGAGUGUCUGUGGGGAUCCAUAAGGAGGAUAUCACUGCAGCCAUUGAAACCUACAACCUGUUGUCUGAGAAGUGGUUUACCCAUGCCUCUCCUACACUCUUCAACGCAGGCACCAACCGACCACAACUCUCUAGCUGCUUCCUGCUUGCAAUGAAAGAUGACAGUAUUGAGGGGAUCUAUGACACAUUGAAGCAGUGUGCCCUCAUUUCCAAGUCUGCCGGUGGUAUUGGUGUGGCAGUGAGCUGCAUCAGAGCUACAGGCAGCUACAUUGCAGGGACAAACGGCAACUCAAAUGGACUAGUUCCUAUGCUCCGCGUCUACAACAACACAGCACGUUAUGUGGACCAAGGAGGAAAUAAGAGACCAGGAGCUUUUGCCAUGUACCUGGAGCCCUGGCACUUUGACAUCUUUGACUUUUUAGAGCUUAAAAAGAACACUGGUAAAGAGGAACAGAGAGCUAGAGAUCUUUUUUAUGCCCUUUGGAUCCCUGAUCUGUUCAUGAAGAGAGUGGAGACCAAUGCGGACUGGUCUUUGAUGUGUCCUAGUGACUGCCCUGGUCUGGAUGAGUGCUGGGGAGAGGAGUUUGAGAAGCUCUACACAAAAUAUGAGCAGGAAGGCAAAGCUAAGCGUGUGGUGAAAGCUCAGCAGCUGUGGUAUGCAAUCAUUGAGUCUCAGACAGAGACUGGCACACCGUACAUGCUUUACAAGGACGCCUGCAACCGCAAGAGCAACCAGCAGAACCUGGGCACCAUCAAGUGCAGUAACCUGUGCACAGAGAUUGUGGAGUACACCAGCAAAAAUGAGGUGGCUGUUUGCAACCUGGCAUCCAUUGCUCUUAACAUGUACAUCACCCCCGAGCGAACCUUUGAUUUCCAAAAGUUGGCCUCUGUUACAAAGGUCAUUGUGAAGAACUUGAACAAAAUCAUUGACAUUAACUACUACCCAGUGCAAGAGGCCGAGAACUCCAACAAGCGUCACAGGCCCAUUGGUAUUGGCGUACAGGGUCUGGCCGAUGCCUUCAUUCUCAUGCGCUUCCCCUUCGAGAGCACAGAAGCUCAACUCCUCAACAUUCAGAUCUUUGAGACCAUCUACUACGCUGCCCUGGAGUCCAGCUGUGAGCUGGCUGCAGAGUGUGGGCCGUAUGAAACCUACGCUGGAUCUCCUGUCAGCAAGGGCAUCUUGCAGUAUGAUAUGUGGGAAAGGACACCAACAGACCUUUGGAACUGGAAUGCACUCAAGGAGAAAAUCGCAAAACAUGGAGUACGCAACAGUCUGCUUCUGGCUCCCAUGCCCACUGCCUCCACAGCUCAGAUCCUGGGCAACAACGAGUCAAUCGAGCCUUACACUAGCAACAUCUACACACGCAGAGUUCUGUCUGGAGAGUUUCAGAUUGUGAAUCCACAUCUUCUCAAAGAUCUCACAGAACGAGGACUUUGGAAUGAAGAAAUGAAGAACCAGCUAAUUGCUCAAAACGGAUCAAUCCAGAGCAUUCCCACAAUCCCAGAUGACCUGAAGGAGUUGUACAAGACCGUGUGGGAGAUUUCUCAAAAGACAGUAUUAAAGAUGGCCGCAGACCGAGGAGCCUUCAUUGACCAGAGCCAGUCCCUCAAUAUCCACAUAGCUGAACCCAACUAUGGCAAGCUGACCAGCAUGCACUUCUAUGGCUGGAAGCAGGGUCUUAAAACAGGAAUGUAUUAUCUGAGGACGAAGCCAGCUGCCAACCCUAUUCAAUUCACUCUGAACAAAGAGAAAUUGAAGGAUACACAGAAAAAUGAGUCCAGUGAGGAGGAAACUAAAGAACACAACAAAGCCGCCAUGGUGUGCUCUCUGGAGAACCGUGAUGAGUGUCUGAUGUGUGGUUCAUAAACCAAACCCCUUCCUUGCUCUCAGUGAGGAUCGCUAGAAUUUAACAGUUUGCAUAUUGUACAGUAUUAUAUAUAUAUAUUUUUUAAACUGGCAUGGAGAUUAUAGUAAUAUUCAUAAUUAAUAUUAAUUCAGGUUUUCCAUCUAUAUGCAAUAACAAUCUGAAAGGCUUUUUGUAAAGAACUAUUGUUCCAAAUUUAUUGGGAAAAAAGUUUUAAUUGAAGUCUAACACAAAGAAUAAAGUCAUCACUUGCACACUGUUUAUUGUCCUGUAGACAGAUAUGUAACAUCAGGGAAAUAUAUUUUUGAAGGGGUACUCAUGAUUUUGUUUAACUUUGAUACAAUUAAAGUACUGAAUUGGUCAA
This is a messenger RNA of Myxocyprinus asiaticus (Chinese sucker), 2851 nucleotides long. It is a transcript of the gene rrm1, whose product is annotated as ribonucleotide reductase M1 polypeptide. NCBI's taxonomy places the organism in Eukaryota, Metazoa, Chordata, Actinopteri, Cypriniformes, Catostomidae. Gene Ontology annotation, biological process: deoxyribonucleotide biosynthetic process; DNA replication. Gene Ontology annotation, cellular component: ribonucleoside-diphosphate reductase complex. Gene Ontology annotation, molecular function: ribonucleoside-diphosphate reductase activity, thioredoxin disulfide as acceptor; ATP binding. The transcript is spliced from 20 exons. The record is from RefSeq and is a predicted model, not a curated record. The coding region runs from base 108 to 2489 and encodes 793 amino acids.